GUUUCUACUUUGUUUGAUUGUAAUCGGUGGAUUUGAAGUUUAAUAACGUUUCAAAGACAUGAUUUAAAAAGUUCAUGUUAGUGAUGCAUAUUUCAGCGUUGCUUCAGCGUCCGGUGUGAACCCGGCGUGAGGCUGAAGAGCUGCGGGUUCCGACCCCUGAAACUGACAAAUAUGGCGACGACUCAGCUUUGGGUUUCUCAUUGUAGUCAGUAGAUGGCGCUGUUUCCAUAUGAACAGGAAGCUGCUGAGCACAAACCGCUUCCCGUUUUGUUGGUACAAUGUUCAACAUCAUGUAGGCUGAUGAAGACCGGAUUCACUCUAUGAAGUAUUUCCUCACUACGUCGUCUCAAGUCCAAACCUUUCCAGAGUUUGUGGCUGUUGGUUUGGUUGAUGACGUUCAGAUCGGAUACUAUGACAGCAACACAAUGAAAGCAGAACCCAAACAGGACUGGAUGUUAAAGGCAACUGAUUCACAGUUCUGGGAGAGUCAGACUCAGAAUGCUUUGAGAUUACAGCAGUUCUUCAAAGACCGCAUUGAAACCUUAAAGGAACGCUUCAACCAAACUGGAGGUCUUCACAUUUACCAGUUAAUGUCUGGAUGUGAAUGGGACGAUGAGACUGGAGAAGUUAAAGGUUUUGAGCAGCAUGGUUAUGAUGGAGAAGACUAUAUAUCAUUGGACCUGGAGACAGAGACGUGGAUCGCUCCAACACCAAAGAGUGUUUUCACCAAACUGAAGUGGGAUCAGGAUAAAGUUCGACUCGCAUAUAAUAAGUACUACUACCUCCAGGAGUGUCCUUCCUCUGUGAAGGAGCUCCUGGAGCUUGGGAGGAGCUCUCUGCUGAGAACAGAGCUUCCCAGGAUUUCUCUCCUCCAGAAGUCUCCCUCCUCUCCAGUCACCUGCCACGCUACAGGUUUCUACCCCGACAGUGCCGUGUUGUUCUGGAGGAGAGAAGGGGAGGAGCUUCAUGAGGACGUGUACCAGGGAGAGGUCCUCCCCAACCAUGACGGGACCUUCCAGAUGAGCGCUGACCUGAAGGUUUCAUCCAUCUCCCCUGAAGACUGGAGGAGGUACGAGUGUGUGUUCCACAUCUCUGGUGUGAAGGAGGACAUCGUCACCAAAUUGGACAAAGACUCAGUCGAGUCCAACAGAGAGAAGCCAAUCAGCAUGACCAUCAUCAUCAUCAUCAUCAUCAUCAUCACUAUCACUGCAGUGGUCGCUCUCGCUGUCGUCAGCGCUGUCAUUGGACUCAUCGUGUACAGGAGGAAGAAAGCCCAAAGUACCUCACCUGCUGGAACAGAUCCAGGUGCCUCAGAGCCGCUGAGAUCAGGUGAUGGAGGUUCUAAUUCUCCAAGUGAGACGUCCUCCUGAACACAGUUUAUGGAUGAGAAGCAGUGUCACCACAGUCUCCCCCUUACGCUGGGAACUCAUUGAUUAUUCAUCACUCAAAUCAUAAACUGAUAUUCAGGGUCAGACAUUGAUUGAAAUCCAUCAACACAACUGACAAAUAUGACAAAAAUAAAUGGUUGGGUCGAUUAAAUUUGAUCUUUAGUUAAAAGUAAGAAAUGUAAACUUCCCUCUGAUAAACGUUUGUUUAAUUAUUGGUAAAUAAAAUGAGGAUUUUUACUUUUUCUUAACCUGUAGUGAAGUGAAACACAUUUUCAAAAACAAGGAAAGUAUAACAACACUGUUCACAUGUAGUUAAUUUAAAGAUCAUCUCAGUUACAGUUUUAUAUUCAUGGUGUUGGGGCUUGUAAAAUACUUUAAAUAAUAUAAAUAUAAAUAUAUAGACACCCACACAUCCACAUUUUAGAGUCUGGAUAUAUAAUCUGUCUCAUGAUUCAGAUUAUAUUUGAGCGUCAGUACAAAAUUAGUUUUCAAGAUGUGUAAAUAUUCAGAUUUUAUUUUAUUUCUAAUUUGGCCUGAACAAGAAAUGAAUUAAUCCAGAGUUGCUUGUUUUGUUUGUUUGGUUAUAUUCAUUCUUUGCAGUGUUCUUAACCUUUAAAGUUCAUUUGAGUGGUGAUUAUAAAAGGGUUGUUGGAUGUUUUAAGUAUCUCAUAUGAAAUGUUCUGUUUAUGUUUCCUGUUAGUUUUUACGGCAAGAGACUUUUCUGUUUUAGCCUUGUUAACAUUUACAAUGCAAAAAUAAAAAGGUUUGAACUGCGCAAAAUUACUGAACUUAUCUCUCGUGAGUUAAAAAACUUCACAUUUUCUCAAAGCUGUGAGUUCUAGUGUCCCUGCUCGUCAUGCUCCAGAGGAUUCAAGCAGUUUAUUCCACAUGCAGACGUGAAAUUGAUCACCCUGAGCAGUGACAUUCUCCAUAUGAACAUUUGAAUACAUUCAUAUCGUCCUGUUGAUCACUCACAAACUUUACCGUACUCACUCAGUCACAUUCACUCACUCAGUGUUUGUUCUGUCACACGUCAAUCACACACAUUGUCCACGAAGCUGUCAGGGGUAGUUUUAGAGUUCUGAUUCUUGCUUAUGGACACUUGGGCAUGCGGACUGGAGUAUCUGGGGAUCGUACCUGUGCUCCUCUGGUUAAUGGACGAUCCGGUCUACCUCCUGAGCCACAGCAGCCGAAACAUGCAGCUGCAGAACCAGAAUUUCUGUCCUGUAUUCAACCUAAACACUCACCUUCAUGACGUUAGGUCACGUUUCCCCUGAUGAGACGUGAGACGUGUCAUAUCACAAACGUACCAUUUUGUGUUUUCCCAACUUAACUUCAGCAACUUUACAAAUUUAACUUAGUAAAGUUAGUUGAAGCAAAUACGUUUACAAAUCCAUUAAAUAUUCUCUGUUGAUUAUGUUUAGAAAUCGCAGUAACACAAUUUCAAGUUUUCAUUUUUACAGUGUAGAAGCUGAACGUUUGAGGCUCAAUUUUCUUCUUGUGUCAGAUUUUUAUAAAUAAAUGUUAAAUUAAUCUGCUUUGCUGUUUCAUUCCUUUUGUACUUGUGUUUUUAAUAAAGUCUCUGAUGUUCUCUGGGA
Messenger RNA from Pleuronectes platessa (European plaice), 2986 nucleotides. Its product is annotated as major histocompatibility complex class I-related gene protein. Gene Ontology annotation, biological process: immune response. Lineage: Eukaryota; Metazoa; Chordata; Actinopteri; Pleuronectiformes; Pleuronectidae. The coding region runs from base 321 to 1370 and encodes 349 amino acids. The transcript has 8 exons. The record is from RefSeq and is a predicted model, not a curated record. Gene Ontology annotation, cellular component: external side of plasma membrane.